AGCGGCCGCCUACGUUGUUUUACGUCACAUUGUGACCAAAAUUUUGUGAUUUUUUCAUUUUGAUAAAAAUGAUAACAGCUUUUUGGAAGAGUAUUUUUACACUAUAUAUGCUUAAUGUUUUAGCUUUUAUAAAAACAUAAAAAAAGAUUGGUUGUCCUUUACUAAAGCCUUCACAGUUAUUUUAAAAUAAAGCUUAAUGGUCCUGGUCGCUGCGGAGCAAGGAAUGGUGAACAACAAUGGAUAGUAAAGGAUAACUUGUAUUACUUGUGAAACAAGCGCGGGCUUUAGUUCAAUAAUGUGCGAAAAUUCAAAACAUCGUUUUGAUUGCGAAGCUACUUUUGAGAAAUAAAAGCUUAUUUUACAGCUAUACAUUUCAUGUUUUGAAAUGCCAAAUGAUGAUUCUUCUCUGUAUUUCGUAACCUUCGGCGAUGAGGACGGGGAUUUUUUACUGCGGGCCUUUGAAAUCGCUGAAUCAAGAACUCAAUGUCACCAAGAUACAUGCAAAAGACCUUAUGGAAGCUGGCGCCAGGGAAAAGAUGACAGUUUUUGUCACCGAUAGAUUCGAAGGAGAGGUUUUUGAGCUGCUGCUUGCCGAAAACAAGAGAGUUUUUGGACCUAUCUGCAUUCUGGAAUGUAUUGAAAGCGACUCACCUCUUCCAAAUGCAUUACAUCCAGUUUAUUCAAUGUCCAUGACUGAUUUGAUUGUUGCCUCAACUUCCAUCGCUAAAUCAUUGAGGAAGAAACUUCAAAUCCUCAUUGAGUACAUGAAUGGAGUUUUCGCUGCAGAGUUUACAAUUGAAGUCACUCACCUUGUUGCCGGUGAAGUCAACAGUAAAAAAUAUGCAACUGCAGCACGUCUUAAAAAACCAAUAGUUUUGCCAUCGUGGAUUGAAGACUCUUGGAAGGAAAGUCAAGUUCAAAUGAAUUUCAAUGCGACCCACUCCUCAUUUCUGGAAAGUCAUUACUGUCCAAUAUUCAAGGGAUGCUCAAUAUGUGUGAGCGGGUUUGAAACAAAAAAAAGGAAUGAGAUCAAGAGAUUGGUGGAGAUGAAUGGAGGUAGCUAUUUGCCCGAACUCUCGUGUGAUAAAUCCACUCAUUUACUAAUUGAAAAACCAGUUGGGAACAAGUUUCAUUUUGCUCAACGUUGGAGUGUGAUUUGUGUCGAACCUUGUUGGCUGUACGAGUGCAUAUCUGCCGGCCAUUGGCUUGAUGAAGCACCUUUCAAGGUGAAACCGGAUAAACAAUCCAAGCUUUCUGAUGCUGGUGAUGAAACAUUGCGGACAAGCCAUGUGGAUGCCAGCAUUAACUACACAAUGUCAAGUGAAGAAAUGUCAAAGAAAGCCAGAGAUAUUGCAAAGAAAAGUGCUGAAAAAGCCGGACAUGCCAUGCUUGGUAAUGGUGCACAAGAAUCAUCAUCACAAAAAAGGAAGGCUGUGAUUGGACAUAGAUAUCAUAAAUCGCUUCAUUCUGUAAAGAGAAAGUCCAUCUGUAAUUAUAAUGUACCUAUACCUUCUGAUACCAUGUUUCUUGAUGGAUGUCAACUUUAUUUGGUCGGAUUUAAUGAUGUGCAACUUGAAUAUCUUCAAAAGAUAAUAAAUGCGGGUGGUGCUACUAGAUUUAACAAAAUUAAUGACAAUGUUACGCAUAUUGUUGUUGGCGAUGAGCCUUUACAAGAUGUCCUAAAACUAGUUAAUGAUGAAUUUGCACCACAUGUUGUAAAGGUCGAUUGGCUACUGGAAUCAUGUCGACAGUCAAAGUGCCUUUCUGAAGAAGAGUACUAUUGCAUGGAAACAAAUGACAAUGUGGAGGAAAAUCAAAAAACAAAGAAGAAGAAAAAUUGUGAUUCAAAGGAAAGGAGAGUAUCGGAAAAUGAUGUGACUCGAAAUGACGAGGAUAUUUUAAAACAGUAUUUAACAGAUCCUGGAAAUACCAAUCAAUCAAUGAGCUACGUGAAUAAAUCAUCGAUCAUGCAUUGCCAAGAAGGAGAUGAAAGUCAAAAAGAAUGUAGUAAGCUGUUGAAGGGCUUUCGGUUUAGAAUGAAUGGCUUUGAUGGAAAGCAACUCAAUGAAAUCCGUAAAUGCAUUGAAGACCUUGGUGGUUGUGUAUUACCAAUUAGUAGCAUGUCUAUUGUAGACUAUCUUAUUGUACCACUGAAGUAUGAAUGUUUACAAGGCACUUAUGCUAAAACAGUGGUGACAUAUUGUUGGCUUCAGUCCACAAUAACCUGUGGUGAAAUGGUAGAUCCCGACUCCGAUUUUCUAUUCACUCCCUUUGCGCUACCUGAAAACGUGUAUCCACUUGAAAACUGCGUCAUUUCCGUGAGUCAAUUCUACGAUCUGGAAAAUAAUUUAAGUGAUUUAAUAGAAACAUUGGGGGGACAAUUUCAGGAAUUUUUUUCUCGCAAGGCAAAGGAAAAUGUGCACGCGAACACUCAUCUCAUUUUGAAACAACCGCUGGGCGCCAAGUACGACGCGGCGGUCAAGUGGGGUAUUCCCCCUCUGACUGUUGAUUGGCUUUAUGAAUGCGCACGCAGCGGACGAAAAGUUGACGAAACACCUUACUUAGUGACGGUUGGAACACCGAGUGAAACCAUUGAACCUGGGGAGAGUACGAGAGAUGAAAUUGGAAAGGAUACAGAGGAUAACGUGGGACAAGUAAAGGAUAAAGGGGAGGAAUUAUUCAAUGAAUUUGCCGCGCCUCGGAGUGACGUUAGAAGUGGUGAAAAUCGCGUAGAAAUGAAUGGAAACAACGAGAAGACGAACACAGCAAAAGAGAAGGCUCCAAGACUAAAAGCUCUUUUCAAAAAAGCUCCUUCGUGUAAGCCUCGGCGACCGUCGUACGAUCUUACCGAAGUCAUGGACUGUCUCCAGUCCCCUUGUCCGUCAUCUGGCAGCAGCAGUAGCAAUAGCCGCGCAAGCCGCAGUAGUCGAAGUAGCUUUCUUAUGGAUGAUUAUAUUCAGGAACAUCUACAGGCUGGAUUGAAAAACUCCGGUUGUCUUAUUGAGUCUCGGAAAGAAUCAACCCUGGAUAAUGAGGGAUCCCAUGUGGGCGUAGAAGGGUGUGUAGUUGAUAGUGAGGGGUCGCGUGCUGCUCAUAAAGAUGCAUCAAUUGUCCCUGGUGGUGGGGUUAUCGGGGAUGGAAAUGUAUCCUCCAUAGAUGAAGGUAGAUCUAUUACAAGUGGUCCCUUGGAUCCCUACAAAUCGAAGUCAAGGAGAUUGGCGGUAGAGAGAGAUCGAGCUAAUGGAAAAGAUGCGGAGCAAAUUGGGAUAGAGAGAGAAAGAUCUGACAUCAAUGAUGGGGAGCAAAUUGGGAUAGAGAGAGAAAGAUCUGAUGUCAAUGAUGGGGAGCAAAUUGGGAUAGAGAGAGAAAGAUCUGGUGUCAAUGAUGGGGAGCAAAUAGGGAUAGAGAGAGAAAGAUCUGGUGUCAAUGAUGGGGAGCAAAUAGGCUUUCGGAGAAAAAAAUCCGAUACCAAGGACGGAGAGAAAGUUCGGGUAAAAGAUCUUGAAAAACAUAUUCAACCGAGCAAUCCGCUGUUUCUUUCCAACGUCGUGCUUGUCGCAUCGAAAAAAUGUGGAAAGCGGAUGUCUGAACUACGUACGCUGGCCAUUUCCGUGGGCGCACAGUUUAGAGAAAGUUUAGAUAAGACAUGUACUCAUUAUAUUUGCGAGGGUCGUCUAUCAAGAGAACAGAGCAAAGCAAAGUCAAGCGGUGUUCAUGUUGUCUCGCCGCACUGGCUGUAUGAUUGUGUUGAUCGGCAGUUUCAUCUCGACGAAGUUUUGUAUCCUUCUAGUUAUAAUCCGAAGCUCUCUUUGUCUGUCGUGAAAACCAAGGGAACGGUACGAAACUUGAAAAAUAUGGACGCGGAAACUACCAAAGUUAUUGACCAGAAAGCGAAAAGCUCGUUGCCAGUCCCCCCGAUUUCACAAGAGAAUGUUACCGUGAAUGAGGCGACUGCGCAUGUGCCAGCACUAAUGAGUCAGGAUUCAGCUGAAACUGAUUCUCUGCAAACUCGCGAAGAACUGAAACAGAUACAAGAUCUCAUGCAGUCCAUGAAGGCCACCCGCCGUCGCAGUGGUCGCCUUCAAACAUCAGGGAACUCUAGCCAUUCUCGGAAUUCGUCGGAAUCCAAUGAAAAGAACGGUCGUCACAGACGGUCGUCGACUCGUUUGCGAUCGCUUCGAUCAAGUAAGAGCUUUCAAGAUGAAGAAGAUGACGCCGAGCAGUCAAUGAUGGGUGGGAUCACGUAUGACGACCCAAAAAGCAGGCAAGAAAGGCAGAAAAUUAUAGCGCAAUUGGACGAGUGUAGCCCCAGUGUUUCGAGCAGCCUUUCGAACAUUACAAAAAUCACGCAUGAAACGCCUGUUAAGAAAGAGUCACUAUCCCCCAGUUCCCCUAUCCAUUCCUCUACUCCCGCAGCUCCACCGCCUAUUGCUCUGCACAUCACAACGAAAUCCAGUCUUCCUGAGCCCGUGAGCUUGUUAAAUCCAGCGGACGACGUGAGAACAGAGGAAAAACCCCGUCCCAGGUUCACGCUCUCUUCCAUGACACAGCAAGAGAAAAUAGAUUAUUGUGCUAUGAUCGAAAAUCUCGGUGGAGUAGUGUUCGAAGCUCAAUAUUUUAAUUCGGCUAGUCGUCAUACUGUCACUGGACAAUUAAACAGGAACGAGAAAUGUCUCUCUUCGAUAGCCGCCGGUAAUUGGUUGUUACGCAAGUCGUAUUUGGAGGAGUGUCGUGAAGCGCAGUGCUUUGUUGAUGAAGAACCUCACGAAUGGGGUGUUGCCUUGCCUGGCCAAUCUGUGACGUUAUGGGGGCUGACAUCGCGUUAUUGGCGCGUUGAACUGGCGAAGAAAUCAGCUGAAUUUCAUAAGAAAAUCGGAGCAUUCCAAGACUGGAAGGUCCUACUCUGUGUUGAGGAGGAAAGGGCUGGCUCAUUUAGUCGUAUGCUCGAAGCCGGAGGCGCAAAAGUACUGGGAACGACUCCACCGUUUCAAAACAUCGAAACUGUUACUCACGCAUUUAUAAAUCCUGGGGCGACUCAUGUCAACAAGAUUGACUACGGUCGUCUUGAAGCUGCUGGGAUAUCGGUACUGAGAACUGAGUAUAUCGUUGAUUACCUCACUGCCCGUGAUACUCCUCUAGAUACAUCAAAGUACUUAUAUCACCCACAGCUGUCAUCAUCUAAGAAACGCAAACAAGCCACCACCACUUCAGAAACACAUGGCAAGCGGAAGAAACCAAACUAGAGGUAUGCUCGGGGAUAGAUGAGGUGAGAAAUGGGUUUUAAGUGUACAACCUCUCAAAGAUGGGAUAGAUGAGGUGAGAAAUGGGUUUUAAGUGUACAACCUCUCAAAGAUGUUUCUCGUUUUGAAAUAUGACUUUUUAAUAUCAAUGCGCUUAUUUUCAUCAUUACAUAAUCCAUUAUAAAUUAACUAAAAUAUUUUUAAGACGGUUUUGUAGAAAGCCUUUACCGUCGUAUAGAAUUGCUAAAUAAUCGUCGCUUUUGCGUGUUUUUUUUCCAAUGACAUGACUCGACCAUGCAUCUAAA
Xenia sp. Carnegie-2017 is the source of this 5545-nucleotide messenger RNA. Its product is annotated as DNA topoisomerase 2-binding protein 1-like. Lineage: Eukaryota; Metazoa; Cnidaria; Anthozoa; Malacalcyonacea; Xeniidae. The record is from RefSeq and is a predicted model, not a curated record. Gene Ontology annotation, biological process: mitotic G2 DNA damage checkpoint signaling; DNA replication initiation; mitotic DNA replication checkpoint signaling.